Molecule: messenger RNA, 3486 nt
Organism: Protopterus annectens (West African lungfish)
Lineage: Eukaryota; Metazoa; Chordata; Ceratodontiformes; Protopteridae
Gene: WAC
Product: WW domain containing adaptor with coiled-coil
Exons: 14
Coding region: 173-2149 (658 amino acids)
Biological process (GO): regulation of autophagy; positive regulation of TORC1 signaling
Cellular component (GO): nucleus
Molecular function (GO): chromatin binding; RNA polymerase II complex binding
Source: RefSeq, a predicted model, not a curated record
CCCUGAGCUCGGCUACUUUCGUUGUCAUAUACUUCGGUGUGUGCAAAUGGGAGAUGGAUCGUGAGCGCUGUUUUUAGUGAGAUACCUGAAUUCUUUAACUGUUAGAAAUUGUCACAUAGGGUCACAUUUAUUGAUUUACACUUCACGUCCUCUCCACACACACAGGGCAUUGAUGGUAAUGUAUGCAAGGAAACAACCGAGACUCAGUGAUGGGUGUCACGAAAGAAGGGAUUCUCAGCCCUAUCAGAAUCUUAAAUACCCAUCAAAGAUUCAUUCUACUAGUGUUGAACCUCGACACGAGAAGACCCGUGACGGUGCAGAUCCUUCUCCACCAAAUAAAAUGCGGCGAUCUGAUAGCCCUGAAAGCAAGUAUACUGAUAGUGUUGGUCAUGGCAAGUCCAAGGCUGCUCAUGUUCACAGAGUCCGAGAGCAAGAAGGUGGGACAAGUUAUUCCCCACAAGAAAAUCAUAAUCACAGCACUCAUCACAGCACCAAUUCACACACUGCUAAUGCUACCAGCAAUCCAAGUAAAACUUCAGAUCUACCAUAUGAUUCUUCUGAUGACUGGUCUGAACACAUUAGUUCUUCUGGGAAGAAAUAUUAUUAUAACUGCAGAACAGAAGUCUCUCAGUGGGAAAAACCAAAGGAAUGGCUCGAAAGAGAGCAAAGACAAAAAGAGGCAAGUAAAGUCGCAGUUGUUAACAGUUUUCCAAAAGAUAGAGAUUAUAGAAGAGAAGCUAUGCAAGCAGCACCUGCUAGUGGUUUUACCAGUGGAAUGGAAGAGAAACAUUCUAGUGAUGCCAGUAGCACACUGCCACAGAACAUUUUAUCUCAGACAAGCAGACACAAUGACAGGGACUAUAGACUGCCUAGAACAGAGACUCUCAGUAGUGCAGCUCCGGUUCAGCACCCUGUCAAACCAGUGGUGCACACAGCUGUUGUGCCAAGUACUGUUCCUUCUAGUCCUUUUAAUCUUCAGUCUGAUCAGCAGCCAAAGAAAUCAUUUGAUACAAAUGGAGCAGCUAUGUUACCGAAGCUGCCUACACCUACAUCUUCCAUCCCUGUACAGAAAGCAGAAAGGAAAGAAGCUGUGCCAGUGGACAAAUCACUUUCUCAUUCCUGCACCACCCCUUCCACAUCUUCAACAUCGUCAUCAUCUGCAUCAUCCUGUACACCAUCUUCUGGGUUAAACCCUGCUGCUACUCAGUCCACAGCAUCUACAGUUCCUGUUUCUCCUGUUCUUCAGUCCCCAGUUCCUCCAUUACUUCAAGAUCCAUCUCUUCUUCGACAGCUGCUUCCAGCAUUGCAGGCCACUUUGCAGCUUAAUAAUUCCAGUGUGGAUAUAUCAAAAAUAAAUGAAGUUCUUACAGCAGCCGUGACUCAAGCUUCUUUACAGUCCAUACUUCAUAAGAUUCUCACUGGUAGUGCUGGGCCAUCUGCUUUCAACAUUACGUCUUUACUGUCCCAGAUUUCACAGCUGUCUUCACAAGCCCAGCAGUCAAAUCAGUCUCCAAUGUCCUUAACGUCUGAUGCAUCCUCACCAAGGUCAUAUGUCUCUCCAAGGAUAAGCACACCACAGCCUAAUACAGUUCCUCUAAAACCUCUGAUAAAUACACCGCCAGUUUCAACGCAGACAAAGGUAACCCCGCCAGUUGUAAAACAAGGACCAGUAGUUCCACAGCCAGUAGUAGUUCAGCAGCCUGUCACUGUUGAUAAACAACACGCACAUGAACCAUCCUCUCCACGGAGUCUUCAGCGGUCGAAUAGUCAAAGGAGCCCUUCACCACCGAGUACAAAUAACUCUACCAGUAGUGGACCAAGUUCAGCUUCUGCACCACAGAAUACAUCCACACGGUCUUCGUGCUCCUUAACACCAACGCUAGCAUCACACUUCAAUGAAAAUCUUAUAAAGCAUGUGCAAGGAUGGCCUGCAGACCAUGCAGAAAAACAGGCAUCAAGAUUACGUGAAGAGGCCCACAACAUGGGGAGUAUUCAUAUGUCAGAACUUUGUACAGAACUAAAAAAUUUACGAUCUUUAGUUCGGGUUUGUGAAAUUCAAGCAACUUUACGUGAACAAAGGAUAUUGUUCUUACGACAGCAGAUAAAAGAACUUGAAAAACUGAAGAAUCAGAAUUCCUUCAUGGUGUGAGCAGUUUCACGCAAUGCACAUGGUUUGAAUACAGGAGAUACAAAACUGCUUGCCCAGUCUUGACACUUAAAGCUGCAUUGAAGUAGACUUUCGACUGUUGAACUGGGCAGAAGAAAUGGAACUGGAGGGGGAAAAGAAAAGAGCUGAUUCAGGGGAACCUACAAGGUUGAUUUGUAAAACCCUUGAAAUGUAGAUUUCUUGUAGAUGUAUCCUUCAACGUUGUAAAUAUGUUUUGUAGAGUGAAACCAUGGGAAGCCAUGUGUAUCGGAGCUUUGACAUCAAGAACUUGAACUUAAAAAGCUGAGGUGGCUCAGUACCUAGCCUUUACAUGUAAACUUGUCUGCAAAAUUAGCUGUCAUUUUUUAAUUUAUCAUUCAGUGAUUUAUGCAUUUCCUGGAAUUGCACCAGACAGUUUGUGUCUAAGGCUGCAGCAGCUUGGAACAGAGUUGGCAGUGUACAGAUUAAUAUGGAAAGAAGGAACAACUGGCAACACAAACUUGCACCUUAUCAGGAGCAGUGCUACACAUUUCUUUUUGCAGGGUGAUGCUUUUCUGUAUGUCAACUCCCCCUUCCUUUUUUAUGUUCUUCCUUUGCUUGUUUCUUAUUAAGGCAAUAUUGCCAAGCACUUUGGUUCCAUAAUCUCUUCAUUCCUGUGUACAGAAGCUUAAAAGCAGUUGUAUAAGAAAGUUACAGUGAUUGGACCCAUUUGUAUGUUUAACUUAUUGCAACAUUUUUACACCCUGUAAGAAUGGAAUUUGGCUGCUGAGAAAUGUGUUCUCAAAGGACAAAAACCUAAACAGAGAUAAGCCCCCAAAAAGUUUGCUGACAUAGUUAUGGGAGGGCCGAGGAACAUAAUGGUCAAAUAUGAGUUAUAUGUAUUGUAAUAAACAUUUAAAAACAGAUAGCACUGGUUAUUUUUUUUUAUUCAGGCAAUACGUAUUGGAAGCUGGAUUACUUGGGGGUAUUUUAUUAAUAUAAUCCUUGUUGAAUAUUUUUGUACCUGAAAUAAGUCUCCCAAAGGGAGAUGUUGCCUAAGCUCUGUAAAAAAAAUUGUAUAAAAUAUUUAAAUUAAACAGGAAUUUCAGCAAGGAUUAGCAGGACCUUCCCCCCAGUAUAUGUUGUCAUGUCUCAGUUUUACUUGGCAUUUCUUUUCGAAGGAUGUAUGUGUUGUAGCUAACCGUUCAAGUCCGGUGCUGACUGCUGUUCUUAGCCAUCACAAAACGCUAAAUCUGUGUAAUUGGAGCAUACCACUGUUGGCAAGAAAUGGUGGAAAAGCUCAGCUUUGUAUAUUGUUUCCUAAAGUAUAUUAAAAGAAUAAAAACUAUGCUACAACAUGA